Molecule: messenger RNA, 6245 nt
Organism: Peromyscus californicus insignis
Lineage: Eukaryota; Metazoa; Chordata; Mammalia; Rodentia; Cricetidae
Gene: Prrg3
Product: proline rich and Gla domain 3
Exons: 4
Coding region: 319-1014 (231 amino acids)
Cellular component (GO): extracellular region
Molecular function (GO): calcium ion binding
Source: RefSeq, a predicted model, not a curated record
CGGUGCUUGGUGCGCGCCACCGCCCCUCGGCCCAGCUUGCUGGCCUUCCCCACCUAAGCCCUUGGGCGGUUCAGUUGGCCCCACCCCUUCUUCCUCUCCUGGCCCGGAGGCCUGGUGCGCGGGGCAGCGCAACGUUCCGCGGCCUGGCUAUUGGGGCAAGCGGUUUUGGCGCUCGAGGGUGGCACGCCAGGCGCGGGGCGCGAGGCCAGAGCUUGCUCGGCAGGGUGCGGGGGAGGGUCCGACGGAAGUCCCUAGAGGAGAGCAGGGACAGGCAGGGGGUUGCCGAGGCAAGUGAGACACUGGAGCUGAGGGAGCAUCAUGGCUGUAUUUCUGGAAGCCAAGAAUGCCCAUGCAGUCCUGAAACGGUUCCCUCGUGCCAAUGAGUUCCUGGAGGAGCUUCGUCAGGGCACCAUCGAGCGGGAGUGCAUGGAAGAGAUCUGCAGCUAUGAAGAGGUCAAGGAAGUAUUUGAGAACAAAGAAAAAACGAUGGAGUUUUGGAAGGGAUACCCAAAUGCAGUCUACUCAGUCCGAGAUCCCUCACAGAGCUCAGAUGCCAUGUAUGUGGUGGUGCCCCUUCUGGGGGUAGUCUUGCUGAUUGUCAUUGCCUUGUUCAUCAUCUGGAGGUGCCAGCUGCAGAAAGCAACUCGUCACCACCCCUCCUAUGCUCAGAACCGGUACCUAGCCAGUCGCACCGGGCACAACCUCCCCCGAGUCAUGGUAUACAGGGGCACUGUGCAUAGUCAGGGAGAGUCCUCUGUGCACCGAGAGGCAGGGAAUAACCCACAGAUAGUCCUGGGGCCCAGCCGGGGAGGCAGAACCACUGUCCGACUGGAGAGCACCCUCUACCUCCCAGAGCUCUCUCUCUCCAGACUGUCCAGCGCUACCCCUCCUCCCUCCUAUGAGGAGGUGACUGCACCCCAGGAGGGCAGCAGUGAGGAGGCCAGUGUCUCUUACAGUGACCCUCCCCCAAAGUAUGAAGAAAUUGUGGCAGCCAGCCCCAGUGCAGACAAGUAGCUGAGCACAGGCCCUGGCCUGUAUAAAAGCCUCUUCCAGAGGUAGCCUGCUUCCUUUUGGACUUCUGAAAGACUGUGCCACCACAGAACAGCCUUAGCCUCCUUGUUGCCAAAUAAUUCCCCAACAGUGGAUUUGUAGGAAGUCAGUUGGUAGAGACAGUUGGUGUGUCUGUGUGUGUCGGGGGUAGGGGUGGGGGUGGGGGGCAUAGGACAAGUACAUGAUACCCCAGGGAAAAAGCUACAGACCUGAAAGCCUGGGUCUUCCAGACUCCUACCCCACCCCCAACUAUGCCAAGUCCCCACCAUCCUGCCCUCUCUUUAGGGACUGGCUUCUCUUAUGCCAAAGGAACCAUCUCAUGGUGUUAAUUGUGGCCAGAAUGUCCACAGGCUCAUCCCUGAGGCUAUGGGUAUGUGUGGGGACCCCUGUGUUUCUGGAGACCUGGGCCACAGACAUGAGGUGGUCAAGCUGGCCCUGCAGUUUCCCCUUUCUCAACAGUUCCAUGCUUACUGUUCUCAACACAUAUUAUGAGGACAGAAAUAAGGGUUGAACUAGGAACAAAACACAAGUAAUAAAUAAUGAACCAUAGAUGAAAACAAUAGCCCUUUGAAGCCCUCCAGAAGAAAUCAAUUAAACAGACUUUGGCACAGCCUUCAUCCAACACUCAUCCCUAUGCUCCUGACAAGGAAGAAAUCUAUGUGUAGAUCAGCCUGGUAGGAGGACAGGGCAUGAGAAGGAUGAGGAAAGGGGGCUGGGUGGCAGAGCUCCUUCUUCCAGACCAAUCAAGGGGCCCACUUGAACUCUGCCAUCUUGUUUCUGAUGUGUACCAGCUGUGCUAAAAACCAGUCCACACUGGCAUAACCCAUAUGUAACCUUAGAGUACUCUGUACGUGGGAAACUGAUGUCCCCUUCCCCCAUGGAGCCCAGGCCCUCUCCCUGGUUGUUACAGACUGGCACAGAAAGCUCAAGAUUCCACUUUUGUGGGGUUGAUAAAUCCAUAGAAUAGUUAAAACCAUGAGCUCCACCUCCUUGGCACUGUGCUGUCUGGCUUUGAAGUUUUAGGAUACUUCCUUUUUUUUUUGUAAAUAGGUGCAUUGAACUUGAACUUUAGAUUGUGAUUUCUCCUAAUGAUGGUGCCCAUACAGGGAGAAGUUCCUGAAGUGUCUCUUAAAAAUUUUCUUAGUAGGAAAGCCCGUGACCUGGGGUCUAAAGCCCACCUGGGGUUUGCUCUGCCACAGCCAGGUGCUGAUCUGUUUUCAGUGAGGCUUUGGAAGAUGUUGGGCAGAGGUGACUUGCUCUUUAACUGUCAAUGAUGAAGUAAAAGACACUGUUGAUACCAUCUCUACCCGCUCCAGUCUAUUCUCCUGGUCUCUGUGCCAAAUCAUUUUUUCCUCUGUGGUGCUUUAAAAAAUGUAGCACAUUUUUGUGGGACCCAAAAAGAGUGCGUAGCGUGGGUCUGUUGGCAACUGCAAUGGUUUCCAACCCACAGUGUUGACAAGGUUCCUUCUGUCUAAGCAGCUCUCCAAGGCAGACACUGAAACACGUUCCUUGAAUGCAGCCCUACCUUGAGGCCCCAGAUAACUUCUAGAGGCUGUUCCAGUGAAGGGGACUUUCCUGGGGGUGUGUUUCUAGUCACGGUUAUGCUCUUACCCCAGUGAGGCUGCCAGCUUGUAAUAACUCCACCCUGUGGUUCCCCUACCUCGUAGGCCCAUUGGAGGCUGAUGGAGCUAAUGCUGGUGAAGUGCUUGAAGCACCUUGGAACCAGUGAAGUUUGCCCUUAGCAGGAUCAGGAUUCUUUUAGAAAUAGGUAUUAGCUGUAAGGGACUGGUUUUAGUUGAGGGCUUCAAAUGCCUCUGAUGUUGAGUGUCAAUCUGAGGAGUCAGUCUCGUUCCAUUUGAUCCUUUAUGGGACUUCCUCUCUCCCCAGUUUCCUGACACCAGAAAUGCUGCCUAGAUGGCAUUCCUCCCUCUGUCCCUCCAUUUUGAACUUCUUCCCUCCCUCCCUCCCUCCCUCCCUGAUUUCUUUCCUUCAUGCCUUCCCUCUUCCCUUUUCUUUCCUUCCAUUUUUCUUUUUAUUCUUUCUCUCCAUUGGUCUUCUAGUAUUGCGCUCUGGCCCUUCCUAAUGAAGGGAUUUGGGGCUCCGAAGCCUCCUGCUUUUUCCAUGAUGGAGAUUGGGAUCAACCUCAUUUAGACAUGACAGAGAUCCUGGGGAAGCUGGAAGCUCUGGGUCAGCCCAGCCUCUCCAAGCAUUUUAUUAAGCUGGUGCCUGAUUGUGGCCUGGGAUAUAUGAAAAAAGACUUACCCCAAUGUGACUCCUCCCCCAGCUAGCAGAGAGUCAGGCAUAGGCUCCACUGACCAGAGCCACAGAGAGUAUGCCAAGGGAUGCCCACUGCCUUUGGCAUGUGUUGAGAUUUUUCUGUUGAGCUGCCUGGCAGCUAGAGGCUAGGGAUACAUGGGUAAGAGCAGAAAACCUACUCCCAAGGCCUGUUGAGGGUGAUAUAUAGCCCCAGGAGCUGAGGACCAGAUGUAGGGUGAAUGAGAAGCAGCUCCUUGCAUGUGGCCUGUGGACUCUGGGUCAGGUGCUUCACAGAGCUCUCCAGGUGACUUGUGCCAAGGCCUCUGCAAUGGUUUUUCACAGCAUAGUGUUUAGUAUAUAUAAUGGGCAUAAUUCCUCAAGGUGCACAUUUGGCUUUAUGAAUGCCCUGUACAUAUCUUUUCAAACUGUCUUUCUAUAGACAUUGAUUUGAUACAAUGCUAACAAUUCAGUAGUCACAUCUGUAUUUGUUUGAGACUUGUGUGUGUGUGCGUGUGUAUACAUGUAGGCAUGUUGUCUUUUCUCAUUGCUUCUGUGAAAUGUUAGCUGGUGUGUAGUUUUAUUUUCCCAAGAGGGAUCUGCUCUGAAGGGAAAACUGUCAUCAUCUUGUGGGGCCCGCACUCUAUGGGACCCCCUCCCACUCACAUGCCUAUUCUGUAGGUGUCAGCAGCUGAAGGAAAUCUGAGAACUCCUGAGUGUGUGUGUGUGUGUGUGUGUGUGUGUGUGUGUGUGUGUGUGUGUAUGUGUGUGUGUGUGUGAGAGAGAGAGAGAGAGAGAGAGAGAGAGAGAGAGAGAGAGAGAGAGAGAGAGAGAAGGGGGAAGGAGAGAAUGAAUGAGUGUGUGUGUGAGAGAGGUGGGGGUGGGAAGGAGAGAGAAUGAAUGUGUGUGUGUAGGGGGAAGGAGAAAGAAUAAAUGAGUGUGUGUGUGUGUGUGUGUGUGUGUGUGUGUGUGUGUGUGUGUGUGUGUGACUAUUGACUUUCAGAAUGGUGGAGUUAGUUACUUAGAUAUUUUUCUCUAAAAAUGAAAAGGCUUUAAAAAUUUCCUUAAAAUAUGGCUGUCACUUGUUUUCAACCAAAACCUUUUUAAGACGUUUUCAACAAUAACGGCAGCCCUGUUAGUCCCCUCCCAGACUGCCCAUCACUUUGGGUUUUCAAAAUGAAAGCACAAAAGAAAGAGUGGGGCGCACAGUUGCCUGGCAUACCCGUGUACAGCUGUGUUGUGCCUUGGCUGAUUACAGAGGCGUGAUCCCAAGCAGUUGGACCUGGGAAACUGAGGCCUCCUCUGCUAGUUGCCAAUCCCACUGCCAUUAGUGUGAAUUCCUUAGGGUGCUCCAGCAAACAAGCAUCUCCCAAUUGUUUGGACAUUGUCUUGUUGGUAGUCCAAACAUUAGGGAUUAGAGACAGCAGUGUUUUCUGUUUAAGCAGUUCCAGACAGAUGCUUCCCCUCUCCCAGUGGAUGGCAACUCCCCAGAUCCCAGUCAGAGUUGAUGGAUAUUUUGACAACCAAAUGGUACCCCAUAAGAAAACUAAGAAAAAAAAAACCCCAACAUUUCCACUAGAUUGUCUUUUAAUUCAAGUGAGAGAAAAAUGGCAGAGACAGGCUGGGAGUUCCCAGGAAUGUGUCUUUUUAGAACAGUGUGUGUGCUCUGACUGUGUGUUUGCUCACAGUCAAGCCUGAGCUGCUGGGCUGGACUGCUUUUCAGCUUUUCAAGUGCUGAAGCUCCAUUUCCAGGCGUCGCUCAUUCUGGAACAAUCACAUCUCCCCCACUAAAGUCUCCUAAUACUAAUCAGUAUAAUUAGCUAAUUUUAGACUGCUGUAAUCACACUGCUUCCAACUACAGUAAAAGCCCAUUAAUUUGAGCCCACUAAUUCAGAACUUAGAGGAAAUCCAAAUUGAAGAUAAUUCACAGAAACCACUAUUCUUGUUACAUAAAAAUAUUUGAAAGCAUCUUCCCUUCAGUCAGUCUUCUGGGGCUUCUUUGUGAAAGGAAUUUGGUUUAAAAUGGGUACCUUUUUCAAAGGAAAAGCUUGAGGUGCCAAGGAUCCCUUCAUUGUGCCUUCAGCUUGGAGUUUAGCACUUCUUGUGUGUAAGGCUGUUUCUGUGCAGGGUGAUCUCUUGUUCUCUCUUCAUUGUGGGGAUGCUAGAUAUUGCAGCCUUUCACUCUGUGUCUGUAUUUACCCUGUGAAUAACAUAGUUUGUGAUCUUGACUGCAAUUUCAACACCAGUUCAUGUUUUUCUAAGUGUUCUUUAAAGCAGAUGUUGCACUAGCAGACUGCCUGCUCUCAUUCACCCCUAAGUCUUCAAACUUUGGAGCUUCUCCUUUCCCAGGCCGUGGAAGGCAAAUUUCUCUCUCUCUCUCAACAAGAAUUUCUCUGACAAAAAUCUCCAAACAGCACCCCCCCUCAGCUUAAUGUCUCAACAGUUGUUUUAUUGUACUGCUAUCUGACCUCUGAACGUGCCUGCCCUUCUCCAGCUCCCAGUGAGCGUUAAGACUGAUAUCUAGGAUUGGGACCAACCCUCCAGCUGCUUUUUGCCUCCCAACCUGUCUUGCCUCACUGAUACCACUUUCCCAGGCCUGAAUCCACCUGCUAUUUCACUCUGUCAUUGUGAAUUUGUGACAGUGGCAACCCUGAUAUGUGCAACUGAGCUUAUAGAAAUGAUUGCUGUGAAAUGGAUUAAUUUUGGUACCAUUUGAAACUGUGCUUGUAUUCAUGUGUUGACCAGUGUCAGCUGGGACAUCUGUAUAUUCAGUCAUACGUUGGGAUUUCAAAUGGAGCCUGGGGGCAACAAACCAACUUGCUCUGACCUUUCUCAUGCACGCUCUCUGGCUCCCUUUUUACAAUUGUUAAAUUUAGCUGUUAACUUUUGUGUCUUUCUGUAUAAGAAAACAGUGAGUAAAAAUAAAGAACAAAUGGCAUCCA